Messenger RNA from Pimephales promelas (fathead minnow), 2026 nucleotides. It is a transcript of the gene lratd1, whose product is annotated as LRAT domain containing 1. The record is from RefSeq and is a predicted model, not a curated record. NCBI's taxonomy places the organism in Eukaryota, Metazoa, Chordata, Actinopteri, Cypriniformes, Leuciscidae. Gene Ontology annotation, biological process: cell motility; cell morphogenesis.
GUGCAAAGUGUAGGAGAAGCCAGUGUACCUUGGAGGACACGAAAGGGGGAGGUAACGCGUUUGUUUUGGAGACCUUGCGGGAUACACACAGCACCAGCACCGAUGAAGAGUACGGACCAUUGACCAUAGUCCUGGGGAAAUACGCAGGUAUGCGUCCGUUCGAGGUGUUGCGUUGAGAACGUAUUAACAUACAUGAGCCUCAAGCAGUAUUCCAUGUCUCUCCUCUGCCCUGUUAUUGAUGGGAAACCAACUGGACCGGAUCACCCACCUGAACUACAGCGAGCUACCCACCGGGGAUCCAUCGGGCAUCGAGAAGGACGAGUUACGUGUUGGUGUGGCGUAUUUCUUUUCCGAUGAGGAGGAAGAACUGGACGAUCGAUCGCAGUCGGACAGCUUUAAAGACAACAACAGCCCGAGCAAAGACGGUCCGAUUGCACUUAACGAGAUCGAGUACUCGGCGUUCUGCUGCCAGGAAUGUAUAUACUCCAAACUGCGAGAGAAUGAGGACCUGAAUGUUUAUUCUGUGAAAACUUUAUUGACCAUGUGCAAACCCGGGGAUCUACUGGAGUUAGUGGCCAACGCACAACCCCCACACUGGGCGAUCUUUGAAGGGGAGGACCAGGUUAUUCACCUCUACAAGGGGGAGAUCCGCAAGGACAGCUUGUUUGAGAUCAGCUGCGGUCGACAGGGCAGGAUAGUGAACAAUCGGUACCGUUACCGGCCGCUGCCCGCUGAUUUGGUGAUGCAGAACGCGAGCGGGCACGUGGGGCUCAGCAGUGGCGAGAUUUGCUGGACGAACUCGGAAAGUUUCGCAGCCUGGUGCCGUUUCGGCAAGCGGGAGUUUAAAGCGGGCGGGGAGGCGCACUCGGUCGAGCAGCGCUACUUUCUGAAGGUGCACCUGUCCGAGAGCACCGCGCACACGCUCAUGUUCCGCAGCCUGGAAGAGAUGAUUCGUGAGAGACGGCGCGUGGACGCCAGUGGCAUUCUGAAGGAGCUGUCGCUGGUGACCGGGAAGGAAUGAGCACACUGGGACUCUCUGCAUGCCUUGACCAAGGGCUGCUUACCUUUAUUUCAGGACUUUGGCAGGGUUGUGCGUAUUUGUGUGAACAUGUUUUGGCAAAGACAACGCCCCUUUUGGUUGUGCUGUGAGAACCGAUGGCCCCACUAAAGUCACCCUGUACCUUUAAAAAAGGAAAAAGAUAAAACAUAAGGUGAGAAACAUCACAGUUCGCCCAUGACAGUCCCUUCAAAUUCGCACCCGAGCUCUGCUGCGGCAGAUGGUCACCACGAUGGGUUCAUAUGUCUGUGGCAAGCCGUUUUGACAUUUAUUCCUUAAGACUAACUACUUGGCUAAUUGUUUGUGUUACAAACAUUCAUUAUUCACCAGUAAAUAGUCAAAUAGUUUGUAUCUUUUUUUUGUCCUAACAAUAUUUGAAUAAAUAGCCUACAUCAAUAGCUACUACGAUCUAAUUGGUAGCUAAAAACAGGUGCCUAAGGAACAUCUAUAUUGGAAGUAAAGAGUUCAUAUCUGAACCACAGAUCCACCUAGAAUUAAAUGGCAAAAAAUGCAAUCUGUAUCAAGGGAUAUUUGCUUGUCAUGAUCAGAAUAGUGACUCGAAGAAAGGUAGGCUAAUUUUGGAAGGAAUAAUUAGGCAUUAAGGGUGAAAUGGAAAAAGAUACUAACCAUUGGGCUACUUGCUGCUAAUUAAAAAUAUGAACUGGUAACCUUAAAAAAAUAGUUAGUUUAAAGGAAUACUUGUUAUACAGCUUGACACAUUGUCUCUUAUUUGACUGAACUCUAGUUUUACCAUGAAACGUGGAGCUCGGUUAUUGCGCAUCUGUGCAGCUGCAUUUAGUUCUUCUAACCCCCUACAGGCGACAACACACGAGCCUUGUUUUCAUUCUCUUACCAACAAAUGCAGCGAACAUUCUUAUGUUUUUGGAGUCCAUAUUUUUGUAUUUCAGUUAGUACGUUUAAAGAAAGCUGUUUUUAUUCAAAUAAACGUAGAUUGCCCUAUGAAAAUUG